AUGGGAGAUCAAGACAUUGGUUUAGAUGUUGAGAGUGUGCCUCGAGUCGGCAUGAAGUUUAAUUCAGAGAUCAAGGCUUAUAAAUUCUACAAUUCCUAUGGGGGAAUAUUUGGUUUCAGUGUGAGGAAAGGAUAUGCACAUUGGAAAAGAACCGAUAAGUCAAUCCUAAUCUCGAGAAAAUUCGUAUGUAGCAAACAAGGUUUUAGGGGAAAAGACAAACGAGAUAUUGAUACUAGUAUACCAAGAGCAGAGACAAGAACUAAUUGUAGUGCAUUGAUGGGAAUUGUGCGUGUUGAUAAUGGAGAAUAUAAAUGUACAAAAUUUGUUGAAGAGCAAAGUCAUCCUCUUCAUUUACCAGCCACCUUGCAUAUGAUGCGGUCGCAACGAAAAAUUUCGGAUACAUGUGCGUUAGAGAUUGAUUUGGCUGAUGAUUCUGGAAUGAAUCCAAAGUCCAUAUUUGACUUAAUGAGCAAACAGUCAGGUGGAAGAGACAGCAUUGGGUAUAUCAGACAAGAUCAGAAGAAUUAUCUUCGAACAAAACAUGAACGUGACUUAUCUUAUGGUGAAGCCGGUUGUUUGUUGAUCUUUGAUACAACAUUUUGCACCAACAAAGAAUAUAGGCCAUUCGGUGUAUUUGUUGGAUUUAAUUACCAUAGAUGUAUAUGUAUUUUUGGGGCUGCUUUGUUAUAUGAUGAAACUUCAGAAUCUUUCAGAUGGUUGUUUGAGGCUUUCAUGAAAGUCCAUGGGCAAAAGAAACCGUUAACCAUUUUUACUGAUCAAGAUGCCGCAAUUGGAAAUGCGAUAUCUGAAUUUUUUAAACACUUUGAGAGGGUGGUGAAAGAUAAGCGUUACAAUGAGUUGAAAGAGAAAUUUGAUGCAAAAAAUAAAACUCCAAGAAAUAUCUUUCCCAUGUCACCCAUUAUGCUCCAAGCAUUACAAGUUUACACUCCUGUAAUAUUUACAGAAUUUCAGGAUGAGUAUAUAUGGAUUACUGCUUGUUUCAUCAAAUUUCGGAUUGAGAGUAUUGUCAUUCAUGACUACAUAGUUUCUGUUGUUAACAGAGAAGGAGAUUUUAAUGUCAAGUGUAAUCCAGUUGGACCCACUAUUACUUGUAGUUGUAGAAAGUUUGAGACAUAUGGCAUUCUAUGUUGUCAUGCUUUGAAAAUAUUUGAUGUGCUUGAUAUUAAAUUCAUUCCUGCAAAUUAUCUGUUAAAGAGAUGGACACGGGGAGCAAGGAACAUAAUAGCGGAAAGUGUUGAAGGAGCCCGAGUUGAAGAAGAUGUUAACUUGGAUUAUACACAACAUUAUAGGCUUCUUUGUCCUAAAUUAGUGAGGAUAGCAUCAGAAGCAUCAAAUUCGUCUGAGGGAUAUGCAUUGGUUGACAGAGUUGCUAAUGAUUUGUGUGCACAGCUUCAAAAUCUUGCAGUCGUUGCCCUAUCUAGAAAUCCAUCAAGUGAGUAUACUGAUGUCAACAUAGGGCUUAAGAAAAAAUCACCUCGUAAAGGUGGAAAGCGCUAUAAGAGUUGGGUAGAGAAGCAAGGAAAACAAAGAAAAUAG
Macadamia integrifolia is the source of this 1557-nucleotide messenger RNA. Its product is annotated as protein FAR1-RELATED SEQUENCE 5-like. NCBI's taxonomy places the organism in Eukaryota, Viridiplantae, Streptophyta, Magnoliopsida, Proteales, Proteaceae. Gene Ontology annotation, molecular function: zinc ion binding. The record is from RefSeq and is a predicted model, not a curated record. Gene Ontology annotation, biological process: regulation of DNA-templated transcription. Bases 1 to 1557 code for a protein of 518 amino acids. The transcript is spliced from 3 exons.